Messenger RNA from Solea solea (common sole), 1031 nucleotides. RefSeq names its product nucleolar protein 12 (gene nol12). Gene Ontology annotation, cellular component: nucleolus. Lineage: Eukaryota; Metazoa; Chordata; Actinopteri; Pleuronectiformes; Soleidae. Gene Ontology annotation, molecular function: RNA binding. The record is from RefSeq and is a predicted model, not a curated record. Bases 66 to 764 code for a protein of 232 amino acids. The transcript is spliced from 6 exons.
GCUGACGUCCCCCUGCCGAGGAGAAACCGGAAGUAAUACAAGGUCUCGUAACUCACGUGUACAACAUGAAAAACUACAAAAAGCCUAACAAUAACUUUAAAAAGGGUAAAUUCAAGCCGGGCUCGAAGAAAAGAGAAAACAAAUGUAUCGUAACGUUUGACGACAACGACAGACAGGACUUCCUCACGGGUUUCCAUAAGCGAAAGGUGGAAAGGAGGAAAGUAGCAUUGGCCGAAAUUCGAAAGAAGAUCAAGGAUGAGCAAUUUAAAGUCAGAGAAGAGAGGCAUAAGGAAUAUGUGAAGUUGCUGAAGGAGAGGACAGAAGCUCUUGAGGACUGUGCAGAGGAUAUGGAUAGUAUGGUAACCAGUACAACAGAGUCUGUACAAUAUGAUCAUCCAAAUCACACUGUCACCGUGACAACCAUCAGUGAUCUUGACCUCACUGGGGCUCACCUGCUUGGAUCUGCAGCAAAUCAGGCUAAUGGAGAAAGUGAAGAAAAAGGGGAGGAAGAGGGAGAGAAAACAAAUCCAAUGCCAAGAAAAGCUGGGAACCCAAUCAUGACCAAAAAGAUCCGCUCCUUAAUGUCAUCGCUCAACACAUUCACAUGCAAGAGGAAGAGGAAAGGGAAGCAGGAAGGCCAAAGAGGACGAGGGGGUCGCUCGACAGACAACAAACGUGAUAUCAGGAAGAUAAAAAAAAAGGGGAAGACCACCAAAUCUCAGAGACGUCGCCAGACUGGAAAGCGGGAACGACAAAUGGACUGAGUGUGUAAAUUAAAAAACAACAAUUGUUUUUCAUGUCUGACUUCUGAAAGGACUCGACGACUUGUAUCAGAUUUAUGCUCCCGAGUGGGAACAGGAAAAAUGUAUGUCGAGAAAUGUAUAAAAUGACUACAGCCUGAUGUGGACACUCCGUGACUACACCAGGUUUGACCAUCAACUUCUAAAGUACCUGCCCUCUGAGAUAUUGUGCUCAAAUGUAUACAUCUGUUUUUAUAGUGUUGGUUCAUAAAAUAAACUUUAUCUGCUGAA